AUGGACCCUCUGCAUGCCUUUAACGCUGCUUUGCGGAAGGCAGCAAAGUUGCCCUUUGUCAUUGGUCUUACCGCUCCUUUUAAGAGCACCCGCUACUUCUCCACGUGGAAAAAACCGCCGUUGUUGGAAAAUCAGCCUCUUGAGGAAGUAAGCAAUAAAAAAGCCAUCGCUCUGCAGCCUGAAACGUCUAAGCUUCAGGAAACCGACCUGUUGAACGCCGUACCCCGUCCCGGUGGGAAAAAACGCAAGGCCGAUGCUCUUCAGAGUAAACCCUUCCAAAAAUUCUACACCAAAGCUGUGCCGAGCACCACUAAGGAAGAAUUCAGGAACCUGAGAAAUGAUGAUUUUGUCUCCAAGCAUAAAAAGCUGCAGAGAAGCCUUCCUCUGCCAGAAAGGACCAACGGCUCGGAGAUCUUGUUUGGGACAGCCCCCUGCUCCUUGGCCCUGGGAAAGUCCAAGCGGACGUUUUUCCAGCUCUUCCUCAGAACGAGCCGAGACACAACAUCUGGGGCAGAAAAAUUCUCCCAGUAUGCCGAGGAACGUGGGAUCCCGGUGAAGAAGGUGCACAGGAAAGUGUUGGCUGCCCUUUGUAAAGGGGGUGUCCAUCAGGGGGUGUGUCUAGAAGCCUCCCCUCUUCGGCCCCUGGCCUGGCAGGAAGGGCCCCUCCACCGAGCCCCCGUUGGCAAGGGGUCGCAGUGUAUCUGGUUGGUUUUGGAGGGGAUACACGAUCCCAUGAAUUUGGGGGCGGUUCUGCGAACGGCGCACUUCCUAGGCGUUGACGGGAUCGUGACGAGUGAAAGGAACAGCUGCUCCCUGACGCCAGUCGUUAGCAAAGCCAGCUCGGGGGUCAUGGAAGUUUUCGAUGUAUUUAGCACCGAUGAUGUUCAAGACCUUCUUAAGACAAAAUCCGAAGAAGGUUGGGAAAUCCUCGGGACAGUUGGCCAUGGAAAGAUUCCGGGAGACGUUCCAGUUGUCACUUGCUCAAACUUUCGCUGGACUCAACCCACCAUAUUGUUACUUGGGAAUGAAGGUUACGGCCUGUCUCCGGAGACAAAAAAGUUAUGCCACAGGAUGUUGACCAUCUCUCCCGGAAGAGAUUUGGAAUUUGGGGUAGAGUCCUUAAAUGUGUCAGUGGCAGCCGGCAUUCUUUUGCAUGCCAUCUGCAACCAGAGAAAUAACCACCCCAAAAUUACUGCAUCUGAAGGAGAAGGAGCAGACUCUACGGCUGUAAAAGACUGCAACCAAGAAAGUCAGCCAACAAACAUCCUGGCAUAGAAUGAAUUUCAGACAGCGGAAGAACUCUGCAGCUCAGAGAGGAACACCUAAAACGGAGGCAGCCAGACCUCUGGGAUGUAUUUUCACUCCAUGUUGUUUGUACUUCAUCUGCACUUUUGAAUUUUAGACGGCCCUGGAAUCCUCUUUUGCAAAAUUUCAAGAGUGUCUUGUCCUGUCUGAAAACAAUAAACACCUU
Molecule: messenger RNA, 1471 nt
Organism: Protobothrops mucrosquamatus (brown spotted pit viper)
Lineage: Eukaryota; Metazoa; Chordata; Lepidosauria; Squamata; Viperidae
Gene: MRM1
Product: mitochondrial rRNA methyltransferase 1
Exons: 5
Coding region: 1-1275 (424 amino acids)
Biological process (GO): rRNA methylation
Cellular component (GO): mitochondrion
Molecular function (GO): RNA binding; RNA methyltransferase activity
Source: RefSeq, a predicted model, not a curated record